This is a messenger RNA of Exophiala xenobiotica, 1014 nucleotides long. RefSeq lists its product as uncharacterized. The transcript has a single exon. Bases 1 to 1014 code for a protein of 337 amino acids. The record is from RefSeq and is a predicted model, not a curated record. NCBI's taxonomy places the organism in Eukaryota, Fungi, Ascomycota, Eurotiomycetes, Chaetothyriales, Herpotrichiellaceae.
AUGAAUCACAAACUCGCAGUAGCCACGGUCUCGCUGGGCUGGCACCGGUCUCACACCCUUGAGCGGAAAAUUGAAGCAGCCAAAUCCGCCGGAAUUAGUGGCGUCGAGCCCCACGAUACGGACCUGAACAAUUUUGCGAAGAGCCAUAGGAUGGCACGAUUGGAGGCCGCAGCCGCGGUUGGAAAACUUUGUAACAGGUCGAACAUGGAGAUCAUUGCCUAUGGACCGUUUAGCAACUUCGAAGGAGAACCAACACCAUUAGAAGGACGGCUGGACACCGCACGCGAGUGGAUGCAAAUUGCUCACAACUUGGGCACCGAUGUCAUUCAAAUACCAGCGAACGACAGUAAAGCCGCCAUAGGCGAAGAGAGAGUCAUCAUCACCGAACUGCAGGCCUUAGCCGAUCUGGGCCGGCAACAGGACUCCCCUAUCUCGUUCGCAUACGAAGCACUGGCAUGGAGUGCACACGUAGCCGACUGGGAAGAAUCCCUCAGAGUUGUACAACAUGUAGACCGAAGCAAUUUUGGCCUUUGCUUGGAUACUUACCACGUCUUAGCCAGAGUUUGGGCAGAUGCGAGGGCCCCAAGUGGCCUCCGGCCUGGCGGUGCUUCUGCCCUGCGAGACAGCGUCCAAAGAUUCCUGGACUCAUGCCCCCCAGAAAGGAUCGCCUAUGUUCAGCUGAGUGACGCUGAGAGGCAACGGCCACCUCUUCUACCAGGUCACCCGGCUUAUGCUGCGGAUCAGGACUGCACGCGAUCAUGGUGUUUGUACGGCAGACUUUUCCCGUACGAGACCGAAAAGGGCGCAUAUCUACCAAUGGACGAUAUUCUGCGUGCUUGGCUGCUCGAUAAAAAGUGGUCAGGGUGGGUAAGCAUGGAGGUCUUCCACCGUAACAUGGCGGAGGAAUCCAUGGUCUCUGAGUUGUGGGCGGAACGUGCGAGAACCUCAUGGGACCGGGUUGUCCAGGUUUUGCAGAAACACGCUCAACAGCAGACAACAGACAUGCAGCAAUGA